UCCCAGCUCUAGUCCGGCACCAUGCGCUCCUUGCCCGGCUUCUUCCUGGUUUUCGGCUGUGCCACGUUUUACCUGUAUGCUCUCAGCACUAAACUCCGGCCAGGCCGAGGACAAGAGGCCGAGAGAUCGCUGGUAUUUCCAUCAGACCUGGAGGAGUUACGAGAACUGGCAGAUUUUUUGCAGCACUAUAAAAGGGAACACCAGACAUAUGUUAUGCUCCUGUUCUGCAGUGCAUACUUGUACAAACAAACCUUUGCCAUCCCUGGAUCCAGCUUUCUGAACUUGCUUGGUGGAGCUCUAUUUGGGCCUUGGUUGGGCCUUUUCCUGUGCUGCGCUCUAACCUCCAUAGGCGCCACGUUUUGUUAUCUCCUUUCUAAUGCAUUUGGCAAGAAGAUGGUUGUGAUGUACUUUCCUGACAAAGUCUCCACAUUACAAAGCAAGGUUGAAGAGAAUCGUAGCAGCCUCUUCUUUUUCCUUCUCUUUCUUCGCUUGUUUCCCAUGACACCCAACUGGUUCCUGAAUCUGACUUCGCCUAUUCUCAACAUACCCAUUGGACAGUUCUUCUGCUCUGUCCUGAUUGGCCUUCUGCCAUAUAACUUCAUCUGUGUUCAGACAGGCUCUAUUUUGUCCCAAGUGAAAUCACUGGAUGAUAUGUUCUCCAGUGUAACUAUCCUCAAGUUACUGGCAAUUGCACUCACUGCUCUAGUCCCAGGAGCCAUUGUCAAAAGAUUCAGUCACCAGAACCUGGAACAAAAUAAGGAUCUCUUUUUGAAUGGCAAAAAGUCUCUGUGAGGCUUCUUGCUGGUUGAGAUGUCCUCUCCAUACUACUUCUCCAUGAGAGACUGAGGAAAUCUGUAAUCGUUUCUUUAGCCAGGUGAACCAAUGUCUUAAUCUGUAUUAUUUAUUAUUUCAUAAUAAUAUUUUAUUGUCUUAAACUGGUAAUGGCAGGUAUGUGUUUCUGGUCUAAAUCUUAUAUUGAAUCGUGAGUUCUCAAACAUUACUUUUAUAUGGUGUGUUCAGGAAAAAGCACGUUUGUGUGCAAUGCAAAGUUUUUAUUCUUAUAAGAGUUAAAUUUACUGUCUUGCUGCUGUGAAAUGUGAAAUAAUUGCUGCUGUCUAGGCCGUUCAAAUUAGCGGUCAUAGGAGAUAUAGAUGUUCAAGGCAGAUUUAAAUAUAUACUUAUAUAUAUUUUUGGGAUUUUGUAUUUGUAAAAUACACACAUACGCUACAGGUAAGUACCUAAAUAAAGAGAACGGAGUCCUAGCACUACAGCACCUCCAUACUAUCUUUGUCUGUGAAAUUCCUUUUUGCCCAUACCUGAGGACGUUUGAUAACUGAAGUCAAGGGAUUCUCACCUGCUUGCUGUUCUGAAGCAGUGCUCAUACAUGUUUAUAAUGAACACUUGCUGCUCUUCAUGGUCACUUCUGAGAUCAUUCUGUCAGCCUCUGCAUGCAACAUUUGAUUGGUUAUUGGUCUUCUGGAAUAUAGGACAUUUCCCAGUUGACUAUAUACAUUUUGUGUAACAAAACUUUCUUUCAGUACUGAAAAUGUAUUAAUUGGCAUUACUACUUUUGUGAUAAUAUUCCUAAUUUCAUUUAAUAGCUUCAGCACCCGAUUUAAAGGACAAGUCUGAAUCACUCUGGGUGCUUGUUUGUUUUUGGCACCCCCCCCCCCAUCCCAAGUAAAUCUAAUCACUUAUCUGUGGACCCCUGGCCUGGGCUCCUGUUGUUGAUACAUGCCUUAAAGUGGGGUAUUCUUCAGUGAGUAAGGAUACACACAGGCACACCUUGGGAGCCUCUCUUUAUCUUGAAAUAGUCUGUGCGCAGUGGUAGAAGGGUAAUGGCAACCCAUUUGUUUUACUGGUACAAGAUGCACAGAGAUGCAGUUCAACACAGCAGCGUGCUGCUGUUUUUUCAGCAAGAAUAGAGCUGGCCAUGGGUUCAAAGAUUAGUGAUUAUACUGUAUACACUGGGAUUUGUACUUGGACUUUGUAAUAUCAGAAGUUCAAUACACUUGCAUACAUAGGCAGCAUUAUGGGUGUUAAAUCCAUUGCCUUAGCCAAGCAUAUCACAAUCAAUCAAAUCUGAGCUCAACGCAAUUUUCCAUGGUAAAUAUUAAUACAGAUUCCAGACAAGUGUAGGAAAUAUGAAAAUGUAUAUGUAGUAUAUAGUAAAAUGUCUAAUCAUGGUUCUGUAUCACAGUCUUCUAUUUAUUCAUGCUGUUUUAUCAUUGUGUUCCAUAGUAUGUUUAAAUGGACUCCUUUUCUUUAUGGUUGUCGAAUUUAAAGUGUACAGUAGAUAGUGCAUCCUCUUUUAUAUACUAUAUGUUCCUAUUAAUAUAUCAGUGAGUAAGAAAAAUUGGGGUGUCUACUGUAAAACUAUUAAUUGGCUCCAACCAUCUUGCUAUGCGAUUAUUAGGAUGAGAAUGUAGUUCCUAUCCUCACUCACUGGUGUUUAUGUGCUGUGUGCAUUACAGUUGUGAUGUUAUGUGCAAGCGAUCACAAUCUGUUCAACACAACAGCACAAAAGAAUUCAGGAUUAAUGGCUGAAAUGCUCAGGAUCACAUUUUGUUCAUGUUCAUACUAUUUCAGUGCAUCACAGAACAUAUUUAAAUUGGAUCAGUGGAAACUAUCCAAGCUACAAUUUUGUAAGAAACUUAAUUUCUUGAAAGUUAAUAUCUAAAGAUUUAGGACCUGUUAUGGUCCCUGCACUUGCUUUGCAUUAUGUUCAUAAAGGAAUCUCUGGAAAGCAUCACAUGUUUGUUGUUGCCAUAGAAAUGAGACACUUACUGUCCUUGUCUGUGUGUGUGUAGAGACAGUCUGGAGUCAGGCAGGCCUAACCAACCACACAGGGUAUAAUAUUAAAGAAUUUGUUUCCUAAUAGAUGCAGAUAUAAAAGGUAUUUAUUUUUUAAAUCAUCCAACAAGGUCCUGGUCCAGGGUGGACAAUACUUCCACCUCAAAAGGAUUCUUUGUGGUGUCUGUUGUAUAUAGAAACUCUUGUCUUAAAGGAGAACUAAAGCCUAAAAGCAAUAUAGCUAGAAAUCCUUUAUUUAAUCUACUGAAUUUAUUGUACCACCCCAGAGGUUUAGAAGCCUUGUAGCUAAUGAUUCAGGCGUUCUAAGUUGUCCGCAGGAGCUCACCAUUUUUUGAUCUAGUUAGGCUUAUGUUUUGAGUAUCAGUGACACUGCACAUGUUCCGUGUGCUCUGGGCUGUUGUUGAGAAGCUAAGCUUAGGGUUAAUGAGAGAGCAUCAAAACAAUGGCAGAAAAGUGAGGUUAAAUAUGUCAGUUGCACUGGUUUCUAUGCUGCCAUGUUAUGUACAAUUAGUUAAUUACUAUUUGGCCUUGUAUUGGGUAUAUGUUGUGCAUAUAUCCUGUAUAUUGUAAGUUGAUCCCAUCCCAAUGGCAGCUGAAAGUAGCCCAGAGCAUGUGCUGUAAAUCAGAAGAAGGGGAGCUACUGAGGGUGUUUUUGGAGGUGCAAAUCUUCAUUUCUAAAUGGUUGUGGUAUCAUUGGGCUGGCACAGUGCCUAUAACAUUGGGUAUUUUCCUCAGGUCAAGUAACCCAUAGCACCCAAUGAACUAGUAGCAUAUAUUCUUCUGUCUACCUUUGCGAUAUUUACAAUCAUGAUUGCGAACAAACAUAUAGUCAUGUCAUAAUAUUUUUAUUUGAUUAGGAAUAGGGCUAGAAGCAGCCCUAUAACUAAUCCAUAGCCUGCAAAGUUGUGCACAGAAACUUGCCAUCUUGGAUUUUGUUAGCCCAUCUUUUGAGUGUCAUUGACACUGCACAUGCUCAGUGUGCUCUGGGCAACUGUUAGGGGGUAGCAGAGGUUCGUCUGUUAUAAAGACUGAAGCUACAGGGCUGAGUAUUACAUUCUGAUGCAGAGUUUACUGGUUUCUGAGCUGCUAUGUAACCAGAUGUGAAUGGAUUUACUAAUAAGAAUGGUAUGGUGUUUUUUUUAAUUUAAAUUGUAAGUCAGUCCUUAAAGGGGUGGUUCACCUUUAAAGUAACUUUUAUUAUGUUAUAGAAUGACCAAUUCUAAGAAACUUUUCAAUUGGUUUUCAU
This is a messenger RNA of Xenopus laevis (African clawed frog), 4060 nucleotides long. It is a transcript of the gene tmem41a.S, whose product is annotated as transmembrane protein 41A S homeolog. NCBI's taxonomy places the organism in Eukaryota, Metazoa, Chordata, Amphibia, Anura, Pipidae. Gene Ontology annotation, cellular component: membrane. The record is from RefSeq and is a predicted model, not a curated record. The transcript has 5 exons. The coding region runs from base 22 to 792 and encodes 256 amino acids.